Molecule: messenger RNA, 546 nt
Organism: Sciurus carolinensis (gray squirrel)
Lineage: Eukaryota; Metazoa; Chordata; Mammalia; Rodentia; Sciuridae
Gene: Dcanp1
Product: dendritic cell associated nuclear protein 1
Source: RefSeq, a predicted model, not a curated record
AUGGUCCAGGCAUCAAAGAGUGAAGAAAGCAAGCUGCUGGGAGCACUGUGGGUCCCCAAGCACAGCUCCCUGACGCCUUGGAGAACCUUUGAGAUCAGUUGCUGCCAACCAAGAGCCCCUCUCCAGGGCCUCAGUGAGGGUUUUCUCCCCAGAAAAGAGCAAACCCACCCUGCUGAGGUUCUCCAAGAGAGAGCAGCCCACUUCCUCCAUGGCAGACUGGAUUUUUGGGGUGAAGAGUCUAUGAGGCCCUUGGGGACCCAGGAUGCACUGAACAGCAGGCUGAGAAUCACAGGCCAAACACAGGAUGCUAGGAAACAUCUGGUUUGGUGUUUCAGACUCUCAACUCAUGAAAUCUCCCCAGGAAACUCAGACUUUGCUUUUUACUAAGUUUUCAGGACAGCAAAACUCUGCCCAUCCUAGGCUCCACUUUUUUUUGUAGAUCCAUGGCACUCACCAGACUCUCCUAGCAGCUAGAAUGUCCAGGUUGGCUUCAGGGCCCUGGGUUACUCACUUGACACUAUUUCCCUUGGUGCAUGGACAGCCUGA